AUGAAAAUCCUCGAUGUCGGCUGCGGUCCCGGGUCAAUCACGAUAGGGCUAGCCAGACUGGUCCCAGAGGGGGAUGUUAUAGGGCUCGAUUAUACAUCCACUCAGUUUCCAGAAGCACGAGUUCUAGCCGCCGAGCAGUCCAUCUCUAACGUCCAUUUCCAACAGGGUGAUAUCCACAAGUUACCUUUCGAGGACGGGACGUUCGACUUUGUGACUGGUCAUCAAAUACUUCAACAUAUCCAGGACCCCGUUCAAGGAUUAAAGGAGAUGCGCCGGGUGACCAAACCCGGAGGGUUUGUCGCCGUGCGAGAAGGCGCAUCUAUGACUUGGUAUCCGCCGUCUCCUGGAAUGUCCCAAUGGCAGGAGACUACUGCUAAAGUUGGCUCAGCUAUGGGGGCGAAUCUGAAUGCAGGUAAUAAACUGCAUGUCUGGGCCAGGGAAGCUGGAUUCAAGAAUGAAGGUGUCAAGUGCUCGGCGGGCACGUGGUGCUUUAGAACGAAGGAUGAGAGAGACUAUAUAGGUGGCAGCAUGGCGGAUAGGGUUCUUCCUGGUACCAAAUGGGGAGAUAUUGCGGUUCAAAAGGAGAUCUGCACGAAGGAGGAUUUGGAGGCGAUGUCAAGGAUGUGGAGAGAAUGGGUUGAUGACGAGGAUGGGUGGUUUGCCAUCCUGCAUGGCGAGAUCGUGUGCAGCGUGUAA
Molecule: messenger RNA, 696 nt
Organism: Venustampulla echinocandica
Lineage: Eukaryota; Fungi; Ascomycota; Leotiomycetes; Helotiales; Pleuroascaceae
Product: UbiE methyltransferase
Exons: 1
Coding region: 1-696 (231 amino acids)
Molecular function (GO): methyltransferase activity
Source: RefSeq, a predicted model, not a curated record